This is a messenger RNA of Lytechinus variegatus (green sea urchin), 1407 nucleotides long. It is a transcript of the gene hadh, whose product is annotated as hydroxyacyl-coenzyme A dehydrogenase, mitochondrial-like. The coding region runs from base 96 to 1028 and encodes 310 amino acids. The record is from RefSeq and is a predicted model, not a curated record. The transcript is spliced from 8 exons. Gene Ontology annotation, biological process: fatty acid beta-oxidation. Gene Ontology annotation, molecular function: (3S)-3-hydroxyacyl-CoA dehydrogenase (NAD+) activity; NAD+ binding. Lineage: Eukaryota; Metazoa; Echinodermata; Echinoidea; Temnopleuroida; Toxopneustidae. Gene Ontology annotation, cellular component: mitochondrion.
CACAGACACCGUCGAGCGUGUGCAGCGAAACCGAACCCGAGUCCGGCAGAAAUCGUCUAGGCCUAUUUUCUGACCCUUUUAACAUCAUCUUCAAGAUGGCAUUUGCUACGAAAGUAAUCUCCCGUAGUAUGGUAACAUCUGCAGCAAGAAUGGCAGCUAUUAAGAAUGUAACAAUCAUAGGAGGAGGUCAAAUGGGUGCCGGUAUUGCUCAGGUAGCAGCACAGAGUGGACAUGCAGUCACUGUUGUGGAUCUGAGUCAAGAUGUCUUGGACAACUCCAAGGCCUACAUCCAGAAGAGCUUGGCCCGUGUCGCUAAAAAGAAAUACGCUGAAGACCCAGAUGGCGGCAAAGAGUUUGUGAACUCCGUCUUGGGAAAUAUCAGUAUGGUUACCGAUGCGGAGGGCCCGGUGGGCACAGCAGACCUUGUGAUAGAAGCCAUCAUUGAAAACAUCAAGAUCAAACAAGACCUAUUCAGCAAGUUAGACAAAAUAGCACCAGCUAACACAAUCUUUGCAAGCAACACAUCAUCAUUACAAAUCUCAGACAUCGCCAGUGUAACAUCGAGAAAAGACAGAUUUGGUGGACUUCAUUUCUUCAAUCCAGUAUCCAUGAUGAAACUAGUUGAGGUGGUGAGAAUAAACGAUACAAGCGAUGAUACGUAUAACAGCCUUAUGGAUUUCUCAAAAGCUGUUGGCAAGACACCAAUCACAUGCAGAGACACCCCAGGCUUUGUUGUGAACAGGCUGCUCGUGCCAUACAUGGGUGAAGCAAUAAGGAUGGUAGAAAGAGGUGAUGCUACCAUGAAGGAUGUGGACAUUGGUAUGAAGCUCGGAGCAGGUUAUCCCAUGGGACCAUUUGAGCUGGUGGACUACGUUGGUGUAGACGUCAUUAAGUUUAUUCUGGAUGGAUGGAGCGAAUCUUUCCCCGAUGAGCCUCUCUUCAAACCAAGCAAGAUGAUCAAUGACCUCGUAGCAGAGGGCAAGCUCGGUGUGAAAACGGGCGAGGGUUUCUACAAAUACAACAAAUAAAUAGAUCUAUUCAUUCUACAUUCCAUGGGAGUAUUUCACGAAGCAGAAUGUCAGUGAUUUUCACCGACUCUUGUUAUAAGCUACUAUGACUGACUUCAUCUGAUUGGCUGAGAGUGAAUUAGUAGUGAAAGUCACUGACAAAACUUUUCAGGAAUGCUCCCCAUAUCUUGCACUCUAAAAACAGUCAAUGUCUUGAAGACUUGGGGUGUUUUUAGAAAGUUGUCAGCACUGACUGUAAUACCGUAGUCACAGUUAGAGACCAGUGCUUCUCAGCCAAUCAAAACCAAGGAUAUCAAUUAAGUGUCAGACAACUUUCUUUAAACACCCUACAGGACCUCGGUACAUGCUGGUUAGAAGCCGACAGGUUGUGGCUUGGCUG